AUGUCUAUGAUAAACAUAAAAUCAACAACAUGGUUUGAUUUUCUUCCUAUUGAAAUUAUUGUUGAUAUAUUUAAUUAUCUAUCAAAUAAUGAUAUUAUUUAUACAUUCUUUUAUUUCAAUCAACGAUUCAACAAUUUACUAUUACAAAAUCAAUGUUACUUUAACUAUUUAGAAUUCCCAACUAGAAAUUUGGAGUUUUGGAGAAAUAUCUUUUCAAUUAUUGGAUCUCGAAUAGAAUUUUUAAAUAUAAAUACGAUUAAUUUCUCGUUAUCAUUAAAAUAUUUUCCAAGUAUAAAAUCUCUAAUUCUAUCUUCACCAAUUGAUGUUCUAGAUGAACAAUUAAAAUCAAUUCUCGAAAGUGAACAAUUUCAAAAGAUACAUUCAUUCAAAAUUAAAGAAAAUAGAUUAUAUUUCGAUCGAUUAUAUGACAAUUAUUUAAAUAAUCAAGAUUAUUUAAUCAAAAAAAUUCUUAAUGAUCAAAAUUCUUUAAAAAUAUUUCAAUAUUCAUUAAUAACACUACCAUUGUCAUUAAUAGGCAUAUCUAAUUUGAAAAUUAAUUUUAAUUUAUAUUCAUUAACAUUGAUAUUAACGGAUUUUCGAGAUAUAUUUACAUUGAUUUCAUAUACACCAAAUUUAACAUAUUUAAAUGUUCAAUUAAAACCACCUUAUAGAUUUCAAGAAUUGACUCAUAAGAUUAAUAUUAAAUUAAAACAAUUACAUUUAAAAUUAAGUGAUAAUGAAACAAGAGAAUAUCCAUUGUCUAAUGAUGUUCAAUUAUUCAAUGGUAUAAAACAGUUUUCAUCAUCAUUAAUUUGUUUAUCACUCAAUCUAGUUGGUUUGGAUAUUGAAACUCGAAAUGAAAUUCGAUUUAAUAGUAUAAAACUUCAACAAUUCUUAGAAUCAAUGAUAGAACUUAAACAAUUUCAUCUCUAUGCUAAGUUAAAUAAAGAUCCAAUUGAUAUUGAUAAUAUUUUAUCAAGCUUUUCUGGUAAAUUUUGGUUUGAUCAUAAUCUAUCAUUUGGAAUGCAUGGAAGAUAUUUCUACACAUUACCAUUUUAUUUUAAUGAUCUUUUAGAAUUCUAUGAAGGUUUUGAUGGUGUUCAAUCAAAUAGUAUCGAGAUUCUUGAAACUAAUCCUCGAAUGUGGUAUCAUGUCAAGUCUAUUGAAUUACUCGUAACAUAUAACUAUAAUUUAAAUUUUGUAAAAGAACUAAAAAUUAAAAUGCCAAAGUUAACUUUAAUUAAAUUUGGCAAUAUUGGUUUUUCUUCUACACAUAAAACAGUAAAUUUAUGUCAAGAGGAGAAAUUUGAUGUUCAAUUAGAUAAUGUAACGACUAUUGAAUUUACUCAUGGAUCUAUUGAAAAUAAAAAAGAAUGGUUAAUUAAUGUAACACCUAAUUUGAAAUAUUUAUUCCUGUGGUUUACAGAAUUAUCUUCAAUAGAUAAUCAAUUAGCUUCAAUAUUAACAAAAAGAAUUCAACAAUUAAAUAUAUCGACAUAUAUUGAACUUGAACAAUUGACAAUGAUAAGUGACGUUUAUUUUUCAAAUGUUCAAUAUAUUAUUUUUGGCUUGAAUGACGGUGGGAUGAAGCCACAAGAUUAUGCAGCUUUUAUUAUGAAAAUAUUGAGAAAUUUUCAAAAUUUAAAGACAUUAAUCAUUUAUAUUAUUCCAAUCAGUUGUUUUUAUAUAGAAUUGCACGAAAUUAUUCAAAAUUUGGAUAUGAAUGAAAUUAUCAACAACUAUCAAGUGCAACAAUUUCGAGAAUAUUGUUUAUUUUCAAAAAAAUCAUCCUAA
Molecule: messenger RNA, 1794 nt
Organism: Rotaria sp. Silwood2
Lineage: Eukaryota; Metazoa; Rotifera; Eurotatoria; Philodinida; Philodinidae
Source: the annotation of a GenBank genome assembly